AUGCUCCGCAGGAGAUCUACGAGACACCGCAGCCCGGCCGCCGGGCCCGGCCGCGGCCGAAGCACCAGCGACGGCGCGACCGCGCGCUCCCGCUUCACGUGGCUCGACAUCGCGCGCAUGCUGUGCGGCCUGGCGCUCGCCGUGCUCGCGGUAGGCCGUCUGGCCACGGGCUCCGCCACAUGGCACGUGGUCGCCACGUGGCGCGCACGUGCUUCUGCGCCCUCGGCCCCGCCCGCGCUCUCCGAAUUCUGGCGCCCGUACUCGCUUCCCCUGACGUUCUCGCCCGCGGACCUGUCGCGCUACACGGGCGCCGACGGCGCGCCGCUGCUGGUCGCUGUCGACGGCCAGGUCUUCGACGUGACGCGCAGCGCGCGCCUCUACGGCCCACGCGGCGCAUACCACCGUUUCGUGGGGCGUGACUGCUCGCGCGCCUUUGCCUACAGCAUCUGGAGCAUGCGCGGCCUGCGCGAGCCCUGUAGCGCGGACCUGAGCGGGCUGGCCACAGAAGAACGCGCGCGCGUGGUCGCGUGGGCCGAGUACUUCGCGCGCAAAUACCCGCGUGUGGGACAUGUGGCGCACGUGACACAGACGUAA
Messenger RNA from Lachancea thermotolerans CBS 6340, 594 nucleotides. Its product is annotated as cytochrome b5-like heme/steroid binding domain-containing protein. The coding region runs from base 1 to 594 and encodes 197 amino acids. The record is from RefSeq and is a predicted model, not a curated record. NCBI's taxonomy places the organism in Eukaryota, Fungi, Ascomycota, Saccharomycetes, Saccharomycetales, Saccharomycetaceae. Gene Ontology annotation, cellular component: membrane; endomembrane system. The transcript has a single exon.